Messenger RNA from Dermacentor silvarum, 1177 nucleotides. RefSeq names its product putative methyltransferase DDB_G0268948. Bases 34 to 1041 code for a protein of 335 amino acids. The transcript is spliced from 7 exons. NCBI's taxonomy places the organism in Eukaryota, Metazoa, Arthropoda, Arachnida, Ixodida, Ixodidae. The record is from RefSeq and is a predicted model, not a curated record.
UCCAAUCCGAAGUCAAUCCAAAGUCUGCUGUCGAUGUCUGCGUUUGUUUUGUUUGUGUGCAAACCGACCUUGUUUGCCGGCAGUUUAGUGUGUAAAUCGUGCGUGAGGAACAGUCUUCGUUCUCUGGUGCCUUCGAACUGGCUCUGCUCAUCAAAUUUCGCUGGCAGCGUGGCGUCACAUGACGGCGCAGGAAUGUCGGGCGAGCCGCAGGGCGCUGCAUGCGAGCGGCCACCUGCCAGCCUCGAAGAGUCGUACAGGCGCUGCUUCGUGGGCGGCGACCUGUCGGCGCAGUACAAAGUGGCAAGACCCGUAGUGCCGCAUGCGAUGGUUGCAGACAUCGUCGAGUACGCGAACCAAACGGUUUCAUGCAAGGAUGGUGUUUGCGUCGACGUCGGAUGCGGUCCUGGACAGAGCACGGAACGUUUUUGUCCGCACUUUAGGAAGGUCGUGGGCACCGACAUUAGUGAGACACAGAUCGGCAUAGCACGAGCAGCUUGCACCGCCAAGAACGUGAGCUUCGAGGUGGCCAACGCCGAGUGCCUUCCCUUCGACGCCGGCUCCGUGGCACUGGUGUCGACGGUGAAUGCGCUGCACUGGUUCCACUGGGAUUCGUUCUUCGCCGAGGUUCGCCGGGUGCUGGUCGACGGCGGCGUGUUCUGCCCGUCGCUGUACCGGCUGCGCGCCGUGGCCGAGCCUGGACUCGAGGACUGCCUCGAGGAGUUUCGGUACCAGGAGUUUAAGGGCUACCUGACUGCUCAACACGACUUCUGGACGUACGGCUACGAGAAGACGGAGGUCCCCUUCAGUGACGUUCGCAAGAAGGACUUUCCAGUGAAAGAGAAGACGACGUUGUCGGCAAUAAUGGCAUGUGUGAGGACGUGGAGUUUUGUGAUACGAAUGGAAGAAAAGGAACCCGAGCGUGCCAAACAGGCUCUCGAGAGACUAGAGGCAAGAAUUCGCUCGAAACUUGGCAAGCCCGAUGAAGAUGAUCCUGAAGUUCAAGUAGCCUACAGAGCAUCUUACAUCCUGUGUCGAAAGUAAUACACUUGGAGAAUGAUAAGAAUAGGCUCGUGCGCGUGCGUCGGGUUCAGUAAAUGCCUUAAUCGAACACGUAAAAUAUGUUUGUCUCGCACAAUUCUGUGGAGGGGACCAAUAAACUUCUCACUUACAGUUUACG